This is a messenger RNA of Penicilliopsis zonata CBS 506.65, 3872 nucleotides long. RefSeq lists its product as hypothetical. The record is from RefSeq and is a predicted model, not a curated record. NCBI's taxonomy places the organism in Eukaryota, Fungi, Ascomycota, Eurotiomycetes, Eurotiales, Aspergillaceae. The coding region runs from base 323 to 3766 and encodes 1147 amino acids. The transcript is spliced from 7 exons.
CUGGAUCAGAUAUUGAAACGACCAGGUAUAUAAAUUGCUGGCAGUAAAUAGCUGCACCAGGCCCGAUUAACCUCAGUGCAAUUUUCAACAUGACAGGAACUACACUUAAUCGGCAACCUUUGUCCACUGUCUACAGAAUCAUGAGACCCACGUUUGUCUGGGAACACAUUAUGACAGAAAAAAAAUCUUUCCCUUUCCCUUUCUCUUUCUCUUUCUCCCCUCCUCCCUCACCUCAUGAGCCUUGGAAGUCGCGUCCAACAACGCGUGGUCUCUGGCAGAGGUUGUACGGCGUUGACCACCUCAUCUUUCGGCUGUCAGAACAAUGCCUCCUUCUGAGAGCUCUGACUCGCAGGGUGAAGAGGAGCCUAAGUUUGAGAAGGGCGACAUUUGUUGUUUGAGAUCGAACACUUCGAUUAUUGGGAUAGCAACUAUAAUACACAGCGAACCUUCAGCCAGAAGAAGUUCGUAUGAUGCAGAAUCGGAUUUGAUCCUGCACUGUACAGAAGUCCCCGGAGAAGUUAUGGAAGAGUUCUGGGAGACGUUCGUCCCUCCUAAAGGUUAUGUUUACGUGAAGUUUUGUGCUUUGACGUCCCCCGCCUCUAUCAUCCAUGAAGAUGACCUAGAGCUUGUCGGUCGGUCCUUCGAAAUCAGCCAGACUGUCAAGCGGCACCCGGAGGACUCGAUGAGUGGGAUCUGCAUCAGCGUCAAGGCAACAUGCACGCUUGAGCCUGUCGCGUUUCAGGAGUACAACCGGGACCUUGACAAAUAUGGCCCAGUCAAAUUCACUGAGCAGCCCAUCACCAAUCGCCCUCGAGACUCUAGUCGUGCGGCACCUCCCCUGCUGCAUGAUGUCCCUAUGUCAGAACUCAGAAAUUUCCAAGACUUUAAAGCACAGGACUGGGUUAUCUAUGAAGAUAAGCUCGGCUGCAUCCAAUCUGUUGAAUACGGCAUAGUCUUGCUUAUGGACGAUGGCUCCAUUGCGACGUAUGAUGCUACCCGUUUGAAGAUGCAACAGCGUAUCGAUGACGAGCAAAUCUACUUCUUUCCUCCUGAUAUGAAUAAUCCUAUCGAAUCCAAGGACCAUACUCUUUUUAACUAUGCGAUUAGUGUUGGAUUUCCUGGGCACUACCUCAGCGUCACAAACGACCAUCUCUAUACUGAAAGGAGUCUGAAAUUGAGUUCCCGUAACUUUCCCAAGGGGCAUGUCAUCGGCUCCAUUCCCCAGCUAUUUCGCGUGGUCUGGAUUUGUUCAAACGUGUUUUCCAUUAAUGAACCACCAAUUGAAGCGACAACCGAGGAAAUAAUCGAAAGCUGUGAUUUCCUUGAAAAGGCUGUGAAAUUUGAUUUGGGACAACUGCCUUCGGCAACCAUCGACAGAAGCACUGUCCAUACGGAUAGUAAACUGAAACUUGGUGAUAUGGUGGUCUUUAGAGAGCCUGAUUCUGCCAAGAAGAACCAACCUCAGUUUCGCAGCAUUCCAACUGAGUUGGUCGGUGGGCAUGAUCUCAAUGUCUUUAAAAUUACCUCGAUCAACACACAAGUCACUGUCCGUUGGCAAGAUCUCAGCGUCACCACUGAGAAUGGCGCUGACCUCUACAUUUGUGAUAUCUUCGAGAAGUAUGAAAACGACGUCGAAAACACCUGGCCUGGUGACCUCGUCGUCUGGCUGGAUUCUAUCUACAAUUUCCAAGAUCUCGAUCGCCAAAGCAUGAUACCGUUAUCUUUUCACUUUGGUCUUCCCCAUGAUAUGUACAACAAAGACAGGCUCGUCAUAUGCAAGGUCGGCAUAGUCCAACAGGUCAACAAACGGGGGAAGACUGCAUUUGUUCGCUGGUAUCGCGACCCUGAUCUUCAGCUGAUGCAGGGUGGUGAUUUGCUGAACCAAUUGUCUGUGUUAGGUCCUCUGGAAGCAGAAGCUAAUGAGGUGCCAAUGCAUGAAUUGGGCCGGUUUCCCGCCCUCGACCGACCACUUGGUUCGUUUGUGCUGCUCGCGCCAGAGAAAAUCCACGAGUCUGUGAUCACUCGAGCAAAGGCUUCUAAAUGCUUCAGAGGCGCGGGCUUCACUUCUUUGACCUACAUUAGCCCUAUCCAUCUCACAGAGUUGACGGUUUAUCUGGAAUGCAUCCAAAGGGUACUCGUGCGGAAACCUUCAUUCAUCAACAGCACUGAUGUAAACCGAUGCCUCCUACCUUCUAGCCACGAUAAUCAUCACGACAGCAAGCCAGUCAGAUCUUGCACCGAUUUUGUUGGCCAAAUUGUCUCGUCUGAUCUAGAUGGUGUUGUGACUGUUCGAAUCCUGGACCUAUCAGGAUACCGAGAUAUUACCGUGCCAUUUGAUCGGAUUCUCAUGUGGAUUAGUAUAACAAUAAACGAGAUAGACUCCGAUUACACGACCGUUGAAAAUUGGACCUGGAAUGACCUACAUGCCUCUCGCCCGUCUUUCCCGCCUAUUCUUCCAAAUUUAGAUUCAUCGAGUUCCUCGGAAUAUCCUUCUCAGUCCGGGGACGAAAUUCAGGUCGACUCGGAGAACGAAUCCACGCGUCGUGCCUUGGAUUCACAGCUUGACCCUGAAGAUUCGUAUCAGUCUGAGGAUCAAAUGGAGGAAGACUCGGAGGACGGAACCGUAGAUAGCGCUUCGGAUUCACUGCGUGACUCCGAUUAUUCCUAUCAGUCCGAUGAUGAAAUGGAGGACGAAUCGGACAAUGAAAUUGCCCACGGCGCGUCGGAUUCACUGAUCGACACUGAAGGAUCUGAUCAGUCCGAAUACAGAAUGGAAUAUGAAUGCGAGGCUGAAAUUGUACAUGGCACUGGCUCACAUGAACCAGUUGCCGGGGCACUGUCGAUUGCAGGAAUCGGCAGUCAGGCUGGAGAGUUGCACGCUCCAAGCACUCCCCAGGAAGUCCCAGCUCCCCCGAGCUUUGAAGUGUUGGACGGGUUGCCCCCCGCAGACCACCAUUUUCUCCCGUCGCCUGCUUCCAAAAAGGGUAAGAUCAUGAAACGAAUCUCACAGGAAUACGCCAUCCUCGAGACUUCAUUGCCGUCCGGGAUUUAUGUCCGAACUUGGGAAUCACGAAUGGAUCUAAUGCGAGUCCUGAUCAUCGGCCCCGAGGGGACCCCCUAUGCAUUGAGCCCGUUUAUCUUCGAUUUUCAUAUGAAUUCCAAGUUCCCUGAUGGUCCUCCCGCAGCAUUCUUCCAUUCGUGGACAAACGAGGCCGGCAAAGUGAACCCAAAUCUUUCUGAAGACGGUGAGAUCUGUCUUAGCAUUCUGGGCACCUGGACGGCUGUGCAUGAAUCAGAAGACUGGUCUGCAAAGAAUUCCACUAUCUUGCAAAUCCUAGUCUCCAUCCUGGCUCUCGUUCUUGUCCGCACUCCCUACUAUAACGAGGCCGGGUAUGAUGCCCUUCAGUAUCAAGGAAUUGGUCUUAUGGAGUCAGCGCAAUACAGCGAGAGGGCAUUUAUUUUGUCCCGUUCUUUCAUGGAACACGCUCUUAAGAAGUCCGUCGCCGGGUUGGAUGAUGUUUUGGACUGGAUUUACCUCCCGGGCGAUGGGGUAGAUCGCCCUCACCUGAUCCAUAAGGCCAGGGAACUGGUCGAGUCCAUGAUUGAACAUCACUGCAAUACUGUGAAUGUGACGGGUUUGAACACCGCACCGGCGUCGGAUUUCAUUCAUCGCCUGACGAGUGGAGCAGUCUCGAUACUCCGCGGACAUCUGACUGCGCUGGCAAAAAUCGAAUCUGCUGCUAAACCUGGCUCGAAGAAAAAAUAGUUGUUUUGUCCUGAUAGGUCUUCCUGACUCCUUGCCACGAAAUUGCCUGUACCUAGGAUGUUUAUUAUCAUCAGAUAGUUAAUGGAAGAAACCUUUCUUAGCGAUG